Messenger RNA from Linderina pennispora, 1563 nucleotides. RefSeq lists its product as uncharacterized. Bases 1 to 1563 code for a protein of 520 amino acids. The transcript is spliced from 2 exons. Lineage: Eukaryota; Fungi; Kickxellomycota; Kickxellomycetes; Kickxellales; Kickxellaceae. The record is from RefSeq and is a predicted model, not a curated record.
AUGAGCAAAGUUGCUGACGAGUACGAGAUCAAAUACACACUUUCAGCUAGGAUCAUUGGCAGUCGUGGCGUUCGAGACCCGCUGCAGACAACCACCCACAAUGUCAUAUUUGUUCCUGAAACCAUUUCCCCAUUUGACACGGUCGAUCCAAACGCGCGCUACAGGUUUUGCGACAACGCGCUUGAUCACAGUGGCUCAUGGGUGUACCAUUUGCAGGCAAUGGGAAUACAGCAGGCAUUUGCUCCUGGUGACAGCGUCGAUUUCCAGCUCCGGCUGACUGGGAACCGCACGCUUCGCAAGGCGCAGUAUGUAUUGGUUGAGCAGACAGACUGCUUCUAUCCGCAACUCCCGAGUGACCCAAGCGAGGAGCUGAUGGACUUGGGCAGACGACUCUGGUCAACCGAGCGACUGCUAUCGACAGCCUCCGACAUGUACUUUGGACGCGACAGUGUUGUUGUCCCAGACCUUUGCGCUGAGCAUAUGAACAGCCGACGGGCACGGGGUGGAUCAACGUACUAUGGCCAUUUGCACACGAUGCUGCCGACAAAUGUGUCAGUCAUGCACGAGACCGGCUAUCUGCGCAUUACAUACUAUGUUUUGCUGACUCUGCAUUCAAGCUCGAACUGGGGGCAGACAAAGCGGGCACAAGUGCGCAUUCCAAUUCCUGUUGCGUCCCGGGUGCUCCCAGACAAUGCCAGCCCCGAGUCUCGCUUCACAAUUGCCUCACCGCCAAUAUACAGCAAACGCUCCAGCAUCUACUCAUUUGCGCGUCGCGAGCCAUCGACCAGCUCUAGGACAGAUGCUGACACGAUCCUCGAACCUGCAUGGGGUGCCGAGGAUCCAAGUCUUCGCCGAGGACGGAGUAUUGUUGAUUUGGGCAACAAGCUAAACCAGUUUAUUCCACGCAGGACAGUUUCUGGAAUGGGGCAUCUCACCACGCUGUCGACGCCGCGUAUCAUGUCUGUGGCUCGUCUUGAGCCCUCAUGGAGCGUUGCUGAUCUGCUCUCAGGUCUGCCGGCGUCGACUGGACAGCCUCGGCUUGUUUCGGCGACUCGCCAUCUCCACGCACUUCCGCAGCUGCCUGCACCGCCGCCCCAUGGCUGCUAUUACUCGAAAACCUUCCUGUCCCGUUUGCGCGAAUUCUAUCACAUCGAUGCUGACCGUGCAGGGCUGCGCUGCCUUAUCAGCGGCAUCGAGCCGGAUCCGAAUGACGUGAUACCAAAUGGUGUACCCAGGUCAACUCCGCAGCAAGGGAGCGGCCAGCGCGCAUCCUGCCAUCGAGUGUCGGUGCUGUCCAUGUCAGCUGGCUCUGACCGUAUCCGACCCAAGCUGGAGGCAGUUAUGACGUCUUUCAAAAAUACAGAUGGCCAUGUGUCGACCUGGUCGGCGCUUCCGCGCAGAGCGUCUACCAUUGGCAAGCGCUCAACGAUGAUGUCGGGGAUCUCACUCGAGUCAAACGACACGGCAUAUAUACCAAACGCAGCGACGCUAAAGGGAACGUCGCCGUCACUGCCUGCCACUCCGUUGCACCCACUUUUAAUGAUCGACAUGAUCAUGGAGUAA